Candida dubliniensis CD36 is the source of this 2763-nucleotide messenger RNA. It is a transcript of the gene SEC27, whose product is annotated as coatomer subunit beta'. Gene Ontology annotation, biological process: intracellular protein transport; intra-Golgi vesicle-mediated transport; retrograde vesicle-mediated transport, Golgi to endoplasmic reticulum. Gene Ontology annotation, molecular function: protein binding; structural molecule activity. Bases 1 to 2763 code for a protein of 920 amino acids. Gene Ontology annotation, cellular component: COPI vesicle coat. The transcript has a single exon. Lineage: Eukaryota; Fungi; Ascomycota; Pichiomycetes; Serinales; Debaryomycetaceae. The record is from RefSeq and is a predicted model, not a curated record.
AUGAAAUUGGAUGUUGUUAAACAAUUUUCGACACGCUCAGAUAGAGUGAAAGGAAUAGAUUUCCAUCCAACUGAACCAUGGAUUUUAACAACUUUAUAUAAUGGUAAAAUUGAGAUUUGGUCAUAUGCCACCAAUUCGUUAGUUAAAUCUAUACAAGUCACUGAAUUGCCUGUACGUGCUGGUAAAUUCAUUGCUCGUAAAAAUUGGAUUGUUGUUGGAUCAGAUGAUUUCCAAAUUAGAGUUUAUAAUUAUAAUACUGGAGAAAAAGUGACUCAAUUUGAAGCUCAUCCAGAUUAUAUUAGAAGUAUUGCUGUUCAUCCUUCUAAACCAUACAUUUUAACUUCAAGUGAUGAUUUAACUAUAAAAUUAUGGAAUUGGGAUCAUAAUUGGAAAUUGGAACAAACUUUUGAAGGGCAUCAACAUUAUGUCAUGAGUGUAAAUUUCAAUCCUAAAGAUCCAAACACUUUUGCUUCAGCAUGUUUAGAUAGAACAGUUAAAAUUUGGUCAUUAGGUUCAUCACAACCAAAUUUCACUUUAAUUGCUCAUGAAUCUAAGGGGGUAAAUUAUGUAGAUUAUUAUCCACAAGCUGAUAAACCUUAUUUGAUCACUUCUUCCGAUGAUAAAACCAUUAAAGUUUGGGAUUAUCAAACUAAAUCAUGUGUGGCCACUUUAGAAGGACAUUUAUCAAAUGUUUCAUUUGCAAUUUUCCAUCCUGAAUUACCAAUUAUUGUUUCUGGUUCUGAAGAUGGUACUAUUAGAUUUUGGAAUUCAAAUACUUUCAAAUUGGAGAAAUCCAUAAAUUAUAGUUUAGAAAGAGCUUGGUGUAUUGGAAUAUUACCUAAAUCUAAUGUUAUUGCUGCCGGGUUUGAUUCUGGGUUUGUUAUUAUUAAAUUGGGAAGUGAAGAACCAUUAUUUUCUAUGGAUUCUAACAAUAAAUUGAUUUAUGCUAAAAACUCCGAAGUUUAUCAAUCAGUAAUUAAACCUUCAAGUUCUGAAGGAUUAAAAGAUGGUGAAUCAUUAAACUUGCAACAAAGAGAUUUGGGAUCAAUUGAAAUUUUCCCACAAACUUUAAGUCAUUCGCCAAAUGGUAGAUAUGCUGCUGUAUGCGGUGAUGGUGAAUAUAUAGUGUACACCGCUUUAGCAUGGAGAUCGAAAAGUUAUGGUAGUGCCUUGGAUUUCGUUUGGAAUAGUCAUGAUUCAUCAGCUGCUUGUCCAUUUGCCAUUCGUGAAAGUGGUGUUAGUGUUAAAAUUUACAAGAAUUUCCAAGAAUAUUUAACUCUUGAUUUGAUUUAUCAAGCCGAUAAGAUUUUCACUGGUUCCUUGUUGGGUGUUAAACUGGAAGGUUGUAUUUCCUUUUAUGAUUGGGAACAUGGUAAAUUGGUGAGAAGAGUUGAUCUAGAUGAUGAUAUUGCUGAUGUCAUUUGGUCUGAUAACGGCGAAUUAUUAGCAAUUAUCACUACAUCCAAUUUGGGUGAAAUUAGCAGUACUGUGGGGGUUAAAAAGAAUAACGAAACUUAUUUCUUGAGUUAUAAUCAUGAAUUGUUUGAAGAAGCAUUGACUAAUGGUGAAUUGGAUGCAGAAGAAGGUGCAGAAUCUGCUUUUGAGGUCUUGUAUACUUUGCCUACUUCUGAAUCUAUUUUAUCAGGUAAAUUCAUUGGUGAUGUAUUUGUGUACACUACUGGCACUACAAAUAGAUUGAAUUAUUUUGUUGGAGGUGAAGUUAUAAAUUUGGGUCAUUUUGAUCGUAAAUUCUACAUUAUUGGAUAUAAAGCUAGUGAUGGUAAAUUGUACCUUAUUGAUAAAUCUUUUGAUGUGGUUUCUUGGUAUGUGAAUGCUGAAGUUUUGGAAUUACAAACAUUAGUUAUGAGAGGUGAUUUGGAACAAUUUGCCACACAUAAUGUCGUUGAUGAAGAAAGUGGAGAAGAAGUACCAGAUUUAUCUACAAUCACUUUGGAUAAUGUAUCUGAAGAAUAUUCUCAAUUAAUUUCAAGAUUUACUAAAACUGAAUUGAAUCAAUUAUCAAGAUUUUUUGAAAAAUUGGGGUAUUUAGCAUUAUCAUUUUCAUUAUCUCAAGAUUUCGAUUCAAAAUUCCAACUUUCUUUAUCUACUGGUAAUUUGAAACAAGCUUAUGAUUUAUUAUCAGCACAAGAAAAGGAAAACCCAUCAUUAUCAUUAGCAAAUUCUACUAAAUGGAAGAAAUUGGGUGAUUUGGCUUUAACAAAAUGGAAUAUAAAACUAGCUCAAGAAAGUUUUUGGUUAGCUAAAGAUUAUUCAUCAUUAUUAUUACUAUUAUCAUCUUCACAAAACAAAUCCCAAUUAAUAAAAUUAGCAGAAGUAUGUGAAGCUAAAGGUAAAUAUAAUAUAGCAUGGCAAUCAUGGUGGUUAGUUGGUGAUGUUGGUAAAUGUUUUGAUUUAUUAAUUACAAGUGAAAGAUAUACUGAAGCAGUUAUAUUUGGUAAGAAUUAUGGGGUUGAUUCUGAAAAAUUGACUAAAGCCAUUGAAUUAUGGAAACAAACUUUGCAUAAAAAGAAUAAAAGUAAAGUUGCUAAUAGAUUGAUUGAUAAUUUUAGCAAUUUACAAACUAAUGGGUCAACAGGUGCUCCAUUGAUUGAUUUGGAAAACAAGCAGGAUGAUGAGGAAGAAAAAGAAGAGGAAGAAAAGAUUGAAGAUGAAGCUGGUGCUUCAGAAGUUCAACAUGAAGAAGUGGAUAAAGUGGAGGCUGAAAUACAACAAGAUGAUGAAGUGACAGCAGAAGAUGUUUAA